CGCAGAUUGUGCAAAGCACGGAAUCGAGUUUGACCGCAUUGCGCAAUGAGAGGAGCCGAGAAACUGGAGAUGGGAUCAGAUCAACUUUGUGAGGAAAAUGAAUAUGCCAACACGUCUGAUCUUCAUGUACGUAAGAUGAGGAAAACAUCAACAGCCAAAGAGAUUCCGGCUGCCAGGAAUACACAGCACCGGGUGAUACUGACCCUGGGGGUCCUCCUAAUAUUGGUCUUCCUUAUUGUGGUCAUUCUCACCGGUGUACUCUUCCUUUACUGUAAAAGUAUCCAAAAGGAAAUGCUACAGAUGAAGAAUGAUUCUGAUGUGAAGCAUAAUUUAUUAGAUCGAGCCAUGGCGUAUUAUUUCAGCGACAAUCAGAGGAUUAUGGAGUUGUUGGGGAAAGUGGCAGAAGAUGUCCAGAAAGUGACAAACUCUUCUUAUCCAUUAUGCAGUGAGGGAUGGACGCGGUAUGGACUCAGCUGUUACGUCUUGCCUUCAAGCUCACAACCAUGGAACGUCUCCAAGAAAGACUGCGAGGACAAGGAGGCCCACCUGAUAGUCAUUAAUAGCGAGGGAGAGAUGAAUUUUCUGCGUGGGUUUGCAAACACCAGUUUUUUGUGGCUCGGUCUAACAGAUAUGGAUGGAACCUGGAGAUGGGUGGAUGGAACUCCUUAUGACAUCACUCCAAAGUUCUGGGAGGAGGGUCAGCCCGAUGAUUGGACGGGUCAUGGUUACGGAGGAGGGGAAGACUGUGCUGUGUUAAGGCAACCGAGUAAUGAGUGGAAUGACGGUCGCUGUUCCCCGAACGUUCGGUACGUCUGUGAGAAGAAGAUCGUCUUCUGAUCUGCACUGAUGGACAUCAGAGGACACCUGAUAUCUCUGCCUGCCUUUUCUCCUUCUCCAUUAUACUUCAGCCAUAAAGAAUCUACUACUGCAUAAAAUAUUGCUGCAGGAUAUGCUGGGACUUGUUCUUCUAGAA
This is a messenger RNA of Rana temporaria (common frog), 973 nucleotides long. RefSeq names its product C-type lectin domain family 10 member A-like. The record is from RefSeq and is a predicted model, not a curated record. NCBI's taxonomy places the organism in Eukaryota, Metazoa, Chordata, Amphibia, Anura, Ranidae. Bases 46 to 837 code for a protein of 263 amino acids. The transcript has 9 exons.